Fusarium vanettenii 77-13-4 is the source of this 1263-nucleotide messenger RNA. RefSeq lists its product as uncharacterized. Gene Ontology annotation, molecular function: zinc ion transmembrane transporter activity. Gene Ontology annotation, cellular component: membrane. The record is from RefSeq and is a predicted model, not a curated record. The coding region runs from base 1 to 1263 and encodes 420 amino acids. The transcript is spliced from 4 exons. Gene Ontology annotation, biological process: intracellular zinc ion homeostasis; zinc ion transmembrane transport. NCBI's taxonomy places the organism in Eukaryota, Fungi, Ascomycota, Sordariomycetes, Hypocreales, Nectriaceae.
AUGGCGCUCCCUCGCAAGAGCGUCCUCUUUUCCGCUCUGUGCCUCGCGCUCUUGGUCGGCUUUGUCCUCGCCGGCCAUGAGCAUGAGCACGUCGAGAGCCUCACAGGCGUCGACGUGGGCAAGCUGAGCCUUGACGAGCUUGACGCCCAGCUCCAGACCUGCCCCAUCGUCAAAGACCUCAACGCUGCCAAGCACGCCCACCACGCCGCAGCUCCCUCCUCCCUCACCGCGCGCCUCUUCGCCGUCCUCUUCCCCGGUUCCCCAGCCGUCAACGCCCUACUCGCUACUCUCUACAUCUCAGGUCCUCCCAACUUCCUCCUCGCCCUAUGCCCGACCAACAUCGACCCCGCCUCCUUGUCCGUCAUGGUCGCCUUCGCCGUCGGCGGUCUCCUCGGAGAUACCCUCUUCCACCUGCUUCCCGAGAUCUUUGUUGGUGAGGAUCACGAUGAGUCUGUCAAGUUUGUCCUUGUCGAGCCCAACCGCAACCUCAUCCUUGGACUUGGCAUCUUGGUGGGCUUCAUGACCUUUGUUGCUAUGGAUAAGGGUCUCCGAAUCGCUACCGGUGGAGCGGGACAUGACCACUCGCACGGACAUGGUGAUGCGCACUCGCACUCCGAAGACAAGGCCAUCUCAACUGGUGUGGAUGCUACGGAUUCUGUCGUCAAGUCGCGCAAGAAGGGCAGCGAGGACAAGGGCGCUGUUGUCGCCAAUGCCGUUGAGAACACUGAGAAGGAGAUCAACCCCAGCGUCAAGCUUGGCGGUUACCUCAACCUCAUUGCCGACUUCACCCACAACAUCACCGACGGUCUCGCCAUGUCUGCCAGCUUCUACGCCUCGCCCACCAUUGGCGCUACCACUACCGUUGCCGUCUUCUUCCACGAGAUCCCCCACGAGGUCGGCGACUUUGCCCUGCUCAUCCAGUCCGGUUUCUCCAAGCGUGCUGCCAUGGGUUCGCAGUUCAUCACUGCCCUGGGUGCUCUUCUCGGUACUCUGAUCGGCAUUGCUAUUCAGGAGUUUGGUGGCCCCAGCGACGACGUGCCCAUGGGCCGCAACGAGGGUCUCUGGGGAACCAGCUUGUCUUGGGGUGAUAUGCUUCUCCCUUUCACGGCCGGCACCUUCCUCUACGUCGGAACUGUGGCCGUCAUCCCUGAGCUCCUUGAGACCGGUCCCAACAAGGCUCAAGAGCUCAAGAAGACACUAAUUCAGUUCACGGCUGUUGCCGUGGGUGCCGGCAUCAUGCUGUACAUUUCUUGGCACGAUUAG